CCGUUGUCGGGUGUGGACGUGUGAGCUCUUGCCUCCUGACGCUACCCAUCAUAUCGCCCCUUCACCGGUCUUAUACUCAUCGCUACGGCCAUCCAGGAAGGGCAUAUAAAGCCUUCUACCUGUCCCCUCGUUGAGUAGUGGAAAGCCAGUGCGAAAGAAUUGAGUUAAAAGGCCCUGAAGUGUGCUUGUGCAUGACAGAAAGAGAUUCCCCAUAAAAACAAAGGAAGAGCCAUUUAUCACAGGGAACGAAAAAGCCGCACAGUGUGUUUACCUGAAUUACAACAGUGAAAUUAGAGAAUAAUAAUAAUACAAAAGGCUUUAAAUAACAUCUACGGCGGGGGGUUACACCUGGAUAAAAUAGCCUGCCUGUCUGUCUGUGCGCCCAAAGAUUUGAUAAUAAUCCGGAUUUGUGAAGUCUGUCGCGAACUUACGAAUCCGACUUGACCCAAACCAAAACAAACAUGAUACGAUGCGUAGAGUAGGGCGUCGCCACCUGUCAACAGUACCGCUACGCCGACCGUCUGCUGGUGCUGCCGGGACAAAAUGACCUGCUAACUGGCCCAGCUACACGCCACUUAACUACAGGAACUGGAAGGCGAGGCAAGCGACUUUAACCUUUAAGUAGCGAGUCGUGAUGGCGCUGCUCCACCGCUUCGUGAAGUUGAAUGACCGGGGCAACACCCACGUGUUCUCCUUCGUGGUGACGAGGAGCGUGACGCGCGACCUGCACCGUGAUGUCACCAGUAAGGAACUCACCUACGGGUACCAGCGAUGGGCCAUCACUUUCUCUCGCUCGGAGAAGGUCCUGGGCGUGUACCUGGUGUGGAGGAACCCCUGCGAGGGCAUGAGGGUGUACAUAGACUUCACCUUCACCCUCCUUAACCGUGAACACUUCAGCGUGAAUGAGGCCUUCACGGGGAAACAGGUCAAGUUCACCUUCGACUCCCCAGCACAAGGCAACCGUCGACUGAUCAACAUGGAGGAUCUUUAUUCUCGUAAUUUCACAGACGAGAAUGGCGAAUUCCAGCUGGAACUGACGGUGGCCAACAUCAGGACGGUGUUCGAGGCGGAACUCCGCGUCCCUCCGCCGAUUAACGGAGGCGUGUCGGGCCGGAAGGACAAGAAAUACGAGUCGCCGUACUUUCACUUCGGUCACUACGACUGGCAUGUCUCCGUCAGCUCCUCCACCGGGAUGGAGGGACGACCCACGGUACAGCUGAGGCGCCUGACGGGCUUUGACCACCAGUGCCGCGUCAGGUACCUGAUGGUCAUUGGUGAGGGGAAAGACGCGCGGACUCAGGCAUCCUGGACCAGCUGAGCGACCGCGAGGGGCGCACGCCAGGGUGGACACCGGCCCGCACACGCCUCCACGACCUGGUUCACAAGGGUGUGUUGAGGCUGUACCUGGAGAUGAUCCUGGCCAACACGACGAGCGAGGUGCGGCUCCUGCCCUUCCCUCAACACCCCCGUCACCUCCGUCCUCUGCUACGACAGAGACAAGCAGGCUUGGGCCCUCGAGCCUGACCUACACUCUGACAUGCUCCGGCUUAAGCUGGUCUUCAACGAUGUCCACAAUGUUCCCAGGAACCACCUCAGAUACGUGUGUUGGAAUGCGUAUCUGUUGCGUAGAGCCUCACGCGGCUACGUGGAGUCAGUGUGUCUUACCAACGGCCCCUUCAGUAACUACUACGCCCAGGAGAGCACCGACGAUGGCCUGAUGAUGGAGAGUGAAGUGCCCGUCAAGGAGAUCAAGGAUGGAGGAAGCGCCUACAUAGAUGACAGGAAGGAAUUAACAGUGCAGAUAGAGUGGGUUGAGUCUCUCUUGCUCUUCCAGGCGACCUACCACAAGUACGAUGACGUCACCAGGAUGCACAACUAUCAGAUGAGGCGAGAGAUCGGGGCCCUGGAGGCUGAGAACUUCAGCCUGGAGCGACAACUCUUCAGUUACCAGAAGUCGAUCGCAUACGCCCACUCUCGAGGCGCUUACGUCGACGACCCCGCCGAAGAGGCUGGCGAAUACACACACGAGGGCUACGCCAAUGGCAAGCGGGACUACCACACCGCGGACUACACCACCAGGGACUAUGACUACACCUACACCGCCCUGCCAGAUAGGGCAUUCUCAACUGACACAGACUACGCGUGAAGGACUACCCGGAGCAAUGGAUUUUGACACAAUCGAAUAAUUGAGAAAAUGUGAAGGAUUUGUCGAAGGACGUGUAAGAAGGAUCUCCAGUAAGGGUGAAGAAGCAGUGCAUGUGAGGAAUCCUUCGGAGGAUGAAUGAUAAAGACAGUGAACACAAGUGUGUGAUAAGGAUGUACAAUAAGUUAAAAAAAACGAAGAACUCACUGAGAUCUCCCCUUUUGGGAUGAAAGUUGAAUCAACAUACAGUGGACGAUAAUGAUGAUGACGAUAAUGAUGAAGAUGAUGAUGACACAACGUGCGCGUCAUUACACAAAGGCGUGUGAGUGAAGUAUGUUUAAGAAGGAGCCGAAAACUAAUAGAACUUCCGUAAAUAAGAACUGAAAAGAAAAUACGACACAAAGUUAUCAAAAGAAACUUGAAGAUGGUCUUGUGUGUAAAACGGCGAUCCAAUUAUUAGCCGUCUGUCCGGAAGCCUCAGCCCCUCCUCUCGACAAAGCUGGAGGAACGUGUAAGAUGGAUGUCUCAAAAGGUUCACAAAAUGAGAGCGGAUAUUUUUUCUUAUGUCUCAAAAGCUUGUUGUACUGUAUGUUGGGAUGUUCCGGGCCCUCUGGGUGACCUCCGUCGAGUGGCAGCAGUCAAGGAGGAGGAGAGGGGCGCCUCGUGACGUUGUUUUCACAAGGUGUAAGAGGAUGACUGCAGGCUUUUGUCGCCUGUUCUUCAGUACAAGGAUCUCUGUGUAAGCCUAGUCUUUUGGUGAGGCGCCGGGUGGUGGUGAUCACCUGCUCACCAACACAGCACCAUGUUUAUCUUGGUGUUCACUAGGCAGUUGUCUCACACAGAGUUACUUCACUUGGUGAUUCCAGUUUUCGUGGUGAUGUUUUCCUCUCCAGCGCCCACGUAGUCGGGCGGCAGGGGAUAGGCAGAGGAGAAGAGCGACACUACUGACCAAUCAACAUCGCCCUCUACCAUGACGUCACACCGCUUUAGUGUUGAUAGGAUGACGUCACUCCAAUAGUAGAUAGCCAAUGUUCCAGUUACUGUCGACACAUUGCGUUCUUAGCAAAUAUUUGGUAGCGUUCUCUUAGGAUUUCCUUUACUGCCCAAAUAGAACCCCAGACAGGGGUACAGCCGUAGUGAUGCGUCUCUUAGGUCUAUUUCUUGUACGUAGAAGUUAUUCCUUUUGAAAUAAGAUUAGCAGUACUGUCAUCCCUUAGCAACAGCUUCUUCAUCUAAUUUGUAAGUCUUUUAAAAAUAAUUGUAGUUUUAACAUA
Messenger RNA from Homarus americanus (American lobster), 3417 nucleotides. RefSeq lists its product as uncharacterized. The transcript is spliced from 6 exons. Bases 1538 to 2146 code for a protein of 202 amino acids. NCBI's taxonomy places the organism in Eukaryota, Metazoa, Arthropoda, Malacostraca, Decapoda, Nephropidae. Gene Ontology annotation, molecular function: protein binding. The record is from RefSeq and is a predicted model, not a curated record.